AAAUAUGUUAAAAAAAAGGGCAGUUGCAACAAAGAGGAAAAUUUUAGAGACAUCCACUUAGAAGUUAAACUACUUUUCUGAGAGUUUUUAAAUAACAGAAAGUGAGAGCUGUGAGUUGUUUAUAGUGAUAAAGUGUACUCUGAAGGUGUCUUGGACUCGUUCGUUGCUAUUGUAAAGUCCUAUGAUGUCAUCCACUCUAUGAACCCUGAUGGCAGGAAACCAGAUCACUUCCUUUAUUUUCAUCAGCUCUGUGUUGGUAUAUACUCACUCAGCUGAUAAUAUCUACUCUGCUGAGAUGCCUCAGACAGUAACAGCUCUGACAGGCUCUUGUGUGCAGAUUCCUUGCACAUUCAACAUCUCCAAUUUUGAGGACAAACGUAAGAGGGCAAAAUCUAUUUAUGGAAUCUGGCUAAAAAACAAAUUGCAGUUUGCAGACGAAGACAGUUUUAUAGCGUUUAAUAGCAGUAAAAACAUCAUUAGAGGAUUCAGUGACAUACAGAUGACUGGAAAUCUCAGUGAGAGGAACUGCACAACUGUCUUCUACAACAUCAUGAUGAAUCAUUCAGACAGAUAUUACUUCAGACUGGAAAUGGAGCCAAAAGUGUUCAAAGGAACAUUUAACCCCAGUACAGAUGUUUCAAGAAAGAAUGUGAAGAUCAAUGUCAGAGAUUCACCUCAACCUCCUGAACUUAAACCCAAUGAUCUGAAAGUGAUGGAGGAAACUACAGUCAAUCUGAUCUGCUCUGCUGAAGCCCCCUGCCCCAAACAACCUCCUACAAUAUCCUGGUCUAACAUCCCUGAAUCUGCUCACAUUACAACACAGUUACAGGAGAAACCUGAUAAAACACAGUCAGUAUUUUCAUACAUGACAUUCAAAGCUUCAUACAAAGAUCACAGAAGGAACAUCUCCUGUACUGCUACAUAUCAAAGAAAUACACCCGAUGCCUCAACUGUGGAGACUAUUGUAAUGCUACAAGUCUUGUUUCCUCCAAAAGAAACUCACGUCAUCAUUACUCCAUCUGUUGGCACUAAUGUGACUUUGACCUGCAAAAGCCGCGCCAGUCCAUCAAAUGACUUGAACUACACCUGGUAUAAACAUGGAGAGGAGACACCUAUAGCUUGGGGAAUGAAGAUUAAUUUAACCAAAACUCAGAAUCAAAUAGGAUCAUACUGUUGCAUUGCACAAAAUAAAUAUGGAAAACAGUCAUCAGAAGAGGCCCAGUGCACAGUUAAAGGACAGAGUGGACUCUCUCAUCUGGUGAUACAUAGCUGUACAGGAGGACUUUUUGCUUUUUUUCUGUUGUCUGCAGUAUUUUUCUACUGUGUGAGAACAAAGGCUUCAAGACAGGCCCAUGUCAUAGGAAGUGAUCAGACUGUAGGGUAUCAGAGCAAAUCAGACAAUUUAAGAUUCGAUCAAGAACAUGGUUGAAACAAGAGGAGCCGAAUUCCACAGCAAGGCCCAAGACAACAGGAUGUUCGUAAAUCAGAUCCUAGCGCCAGCCAGUCUGAAGCAAGCCUAACCAGCCAGCUCUUUCACAGAACAGCUUGCAACAUUAACACAAAAGAACAAUUCAGAAAGGAUAUUGUCAAUUUUGGGGCAAGUAAUCAAGAUUGAAGAUUGAUCACAUGUAAAUCCAUUAUAGUAAUCACGAUCACAAGCUCUUUGAAUUGACUUCCCCCCACCUAGAGGACAAGAACUAGACAGUGAUUCCUUAAUCCUUUGGAGACCUUUUAACCUCUCUGGCCUUCACAGAACAUGUCCUUAUAUCCCCAGAAUGGCACAGAAACUGUCUUUCCAUGUAUAUAUGCCCCUAAAUGACGCUAAAAGGACUUAUGAGCAACUAAUCAUUUCUAUGCAUAACUCCAUAUUAUGUAUGUAACCCACACAUUUGACUAUCAUGUUCUAAUCACUUAUUGUGUAUGUAUUUUGAAUAUCUACUGAAUAGUUUAUAGGAUUAUAUUCAUGUUGGGUAUGUAUGAGUUUGAAAAUUCAUGCUUUAAACGUUUCUAUUAAUCAA
This is a messenger RNA of Cyprinus carpio (common carp), 2018 nucleotides long. RefSeq names its product myelin-associated glycoprotein-like. The transcript has 9 exons. Bases 209 to 1429 code for a protein of 406 amino acids. NCBI's taxonomy places the organism in Eukaryota, Metazoa, Chordata, Actinopteri, Cypriniformes, Cyprinidae. The record is from RefSeq and is a predicted model, not a curated record.